This is a messenger RNA of Linderina pennispora, 3587 nucleotides long. Its product is annotated as P-loop containing nucleoside triphosphate hydrolase protein. NCBI's taxonomy places the organism in Eukaryota, Fungi, Kickxellomycota, Kickxellomycetes, Kickxellales, Kickxellaceae. Gene Ontology annotation, biological process: vesicle transport along actin filament; actin filament organization; endocytosis. Gene Ontology annotation, cellular component: actin cytoskeleton; microvillus; vesicle. The record is from RefSeq and is a predicted model, not a curated record. The coding region runs from base 80 to 3490 and encodes 1136 amino acids. The transcript is spliced from 7 exons. Gene Ontology annotation, molecular function: actin filament binding; ATP binding; microfilament motor activity.
CUUUUGUUGCUCCCCUCUUCUGCAACACCCUUUUUACAAACUCUUUCCUCGCACUCUCCUUUUUCACGAACAGUUACAAAUGGCACGCGGCGGUGGCAGCAAACGGCCGGCAAAGGCCGACUGGUCCGAGUCAGCAACAAAGAAGAAGCAGGCGGGAGUGUCCGACAUGACGCUCCUGUCUAAAAUCACCAACGACGCAAUCAACGACAACCUGAAGAAGCGCUUCCACAACGCGGACAUUUACACAUACAUUGGUAAUGUGCUGAUUAGCGUGAAUCCGUUCCGAGAUCUGGGCAUUUACACACCGCAGGUGCUCAAGAGCUAUGAGAACAAGAACCGCAUGGAGCAGCCCCCGCACGUAUACGCAAUCGCCGAGGGCGCAUUCCGCAACAUGGUGUCGUACCGCGAGAGCCAGUGCGUGAUUAUCUCUGGCGAGUCGGGGGCGGGCAAGACCGAGGCGGCGAAGAAAAUCAUGGAGUACAUUGCUGCCGUGUCUGGCAGCGGCGGCGCAGGCAGCGGCAUCAGCGGCAUCAAGGACAUGGUGCUGGCGACAAACCCGCUGCUCGAGAGCUUCGGGUGCGCCAAAACGCUGCGCAACAACAACUCGAGUCGCCACGGCAAGUACCUCGAGAUUCAGUUCAACGCCGGUGGCGAGCCGGUCGGUGCCAUCAUCACCAACUACCUGCUGGAGAAGAACCGCGUGGUGGGGCAGAUCAAGAACGAGCGCAACUUCCACAUUUUCUACCAGUUUGCCAAGGCUGCGUCGCAGGAGUACCGCGAUAUGUUUGGCGUGUCGGGCCCAGAGAGCUAUCUGUACACUAGCGCCGCCGGGUGCCUGGACGUACCCAACAUCGACGAUGCCAAGGACUACGCCGACACCAUCAAGGCUAUGAACACGAUCGGAAUCACCAAGGACGAACAGGCAGGGAUCCACCGCAUGCUGGCCACAAUCUUGUGGCUAGGCAACGUGCAGUUUACCGAGGAUGACGACGGCGGCUCAGCCAUCACCGACCCCAACAUCACGCAGUUCGUCGCGUAUCUGCUGGAGGCAAACCAGGACAUGGUCAGCAAGGCCCUGACCAAGCGCACUAUCGAGACGUCGCGUGGCGGGCGACGUGGGUCCGUGUAUGAUGUGCCAUUGAACACGUCGCAGGCACGUGCAGCCCGUGACGGCCUCUCCAAGGCCAUCUACGGGCGGCUGUUUGACUGGAUUGUGGCCCGCGUCAACACUGCCAUGCAGGCGCGCGAGGCGGCGUCGUAUAUCAUCGGUGUGCUGGAUAUCUAUGGGUUCGAGAUCUUCCAGUCCAACUCGUUCGAGCAGCUGUGCAUCAACUAUGUCAACGAAAAGCUGCAGCAGAUCUUCAUUGAGCUGACGCUCAAGGCCGAGCAGGAGGAGUAUGUGCGCGAGCAGAUCCGGUGGACGCCGAUCGACUACUUCAACAACAAGAUUGUGUGCGACCUCAUCGAGGCCAAGCGCCCGCCCGGCGUGUUUGCAGCCAUGAACGACGCCUGCGCAACGGCACACGCUGACCCGAAGGCAGCCGACAACUCGCUGAGCCAGCGGCUGACCAUCUGUUCGACGGCAGCUUCACCGGUCAAGCACUACGCCGGUGACGUAACCUACACCAUCUCGGGAAUGACCGACAAGAACAAGGACCAGCUGCUGCGCGACCACCUGGAGCUGUGCAAGUCGUCGGGCAACCAGUUCCUGAGGACGCUGUUCCCGGAGCCUCUGGACCAGGACUCGAAGAAGCGGCCGCCUACGGCCAGCGAUCUGAUCAAGGGCAGCGCCAACGAGCUGGUGACCAAGCUGAUGCAGAGUCAGCCCAGCUACAUCCGUACAAUCAAGCCCAACGAGAACAAGAGCCCCUCAGAGUUCGACGACAAGCGCGUGCUGCACCAGGUCAAGUACCUGGGUCUGUGCGAAAACAUCCGCAUUCGUCGCGCCGGCUUUGCGUACCGCCAGACGUUCGAAAAGUUCGUCGAGCGCUUCUACCUACUGUCCAGCGCAACGUCGUAUGCCGGAGACUACAUCUGGACCGGCGAUGCCAAGUCGGCGUGCGUGCAGAUCUUCAAGGACACCAACAUCGCUGCCGAGGAGUGGCAGAUCGGAACCACCAAGGCUUUCAUCCGCCACCCCGAGACGCUGUGGGCGCUCGAGAAUCUGCGCGAGCGCUACUGGCACAACAUGGCGAGCCGCAUUCAGCGCGCGUGGCGGGCCCAUAUGGCAUUCAAGCAUACGGCAGCACGCAAGAUCCAGCGGUUCUGGCUGGGGAAGAAGGAGGCCCUGGAGCUGCUCAAGGUGCGGGAGAAGGGCCACGACCUGCUCGGCGGACGCAAGGAGCGCCGUCGCCUGAGUCUGAUCAGCGUGCGUGUGUUUGCCGGUGAUUACCUGGGCGUCAACAGCUCCAGCGCCGGCGGCAUCGGCCAGCUGAUCCGCGACGCCGCGGGCAUUGGCAAGGAGAAGGUCAAGUUCAGCAGCGACAUUCAGUGCCUGGUCCCGCGGUCCAUGCGGUCGGCCAUCCCCAUGCCGCGGUCGCUGGUCGUGAGCGGCCAAUACCUGUAUGUGUUGUCGGCCAUCGUCAGCCAGGGCCUGCUGCAGUACAGCGACCUUGCCAUGUCGCCGUACCAGGACGGCUGGACAGUGAUCCACCUCGAGAGCCAGCCCGACCUGGUGAUUGAGUGCGAGCUCAAGACCGAGCUGCUGACAGUGCUCAACGCCAUCUCCAACGGCCGCAUCAAGCUCCAGGUCAACUCGACCAUCGAGUACAAGAACAAGAAGCUGAAGCCGACGCAGAUCAAGUUUGUCAAGAACGAGCAGAUCAAGCGCCCGCAGUUCCUGAAAAAGACUGUGCAGCCGACAGCCAUCUCGGCGGCCCGCACCAACGUGCAGCGGACCAAGCCCAAGCCCGCGGUCUCAGUGCCUGCCCGCACCAACGGCAAUGUCCAGCGGCAGACGUCGCCACCCAGGCAGUCCCAGCGCGAUUCACCGCAGCAGAUCAUGCAGCAGUGGAACAACCAGGCUGCCGGCUCCAGCAAUGCACGUGCCAGUGCAUCGCCAGCUCCGCGCCAGCAGGCUCCACGCCAGCAGGCUCCACGCCGCCCCCGCCCGCCGCCCCCGCCGCCUGCCGCGCCUGGUGUCCCAACCCCGGCGAGCUGGGCCUGGAGAAGGACAGUUGUCUACGAGAUCCUGGACAAGAACCCCAACGGCUGGUGGCUCGGUCUGCGCGGCGGACUCGAGGGCUGGAUCCCGUCAAACUACCUGAACCCGACCCCGGAGCCCGAGGCGCCUGCACACCAGGCUGCCCCGCCGCCGCCCAGGCCCAACAUGGCCAACGGCAACAGCGGCGGUGCCCAUCAGGGCGACAAUAUGGCCAGACUGGCUGCUGCCCUGGCGUCGCGCUCCGCCAGCAACAUCCCGGCCCGCCCUGGCAUGAAUCGGUUCCAGCAGCAGCAGGACGACGAGAGCGACGAGGAGGCAUGGGAUUAGGGCCCUGCGUUUCCCUCGUAGCCAUUUCUUUUUGCUGCUUGGCUGCCAAUUUUUUUUCUAGCGCUUCAACUUUCAAUUAUAUUUUUCCUACUUUUAA